Messenger RNA from Dibothriocephalus latus, 627 nucleotides. Lineage: Eukaryota; Metazoa; Platyhelminthes; Cestoda; Diphyllobothriidea; Diphyllobothriidae. The record is from the annotation of a GenBank genome assembly.
AUGCUCUUCAAGGAGUACAGGAAGACUCCGGAGAUGUCUACAUAUUCUUUUCUCCGCCUUUCAACACGUUCGAAAUACACAAAUCAGGGUACGACUAUUAGUAUAAAAAUAACACAAAUCAAUUUCCUUAGGUACUAUGUAGUUGCCCGUCUUCUUUACAAACACAUAAUUCUUCAGGAAGUCAUGUCCUGGUUGAGCACUCUUGGUGGCGGAUUUUCGUGUCUUGGCGACAAAUUCGAGGAUGCUGUACGUUUUCAUAUCGCUUUUAGCACAACGGUUUAUCUAUUUGUUACCGACACUCCUGUAUUUUUUUUGCUGAUCGCUGACUCGAUUAUUCCUCAUAAAUUUCCUUUCCGUAGAUCUGUGUACAAGUUUUCCAGGGAAGCCCCCUUCUGCGAUAACCCCCCUGAACUUCACCUCGACCUUAUGUGUCGUGGUCUUUGGACCAGACUGGUUUACCUCUGGAAUUUGAAGCGCGAGGAGCGAAUGAAACGGCGACUUAACUUGACUGAUGCAGACAGGGAAGUCUUCCUCAAGGACUCGCAGUCAAUCGGAUCGGACUGCUCUGAGAGCUCAGCAGCAAGACGUAUUUUCCCCGAUAUUUCAAAAAUUUUAAACACUUUGUAA